AUGCCUCCAACAGACUCGGCACAGUCAUCUCUGCCAAAGACUUGCCCUAGCGACCCUUGCGCCGAAUCAAACCACCAAGAAACAGCAUGCCAAGUCGAAGUGGUCAAUGAGUCCGAUAUCUACCGCUUUGUCGAAAUAGAGACAUGUCCCGAUCACAGUGGCAGCAACGAAGAGAGCCCGCGACCUUCCCUUCAAUCCACAGCCGACAUGUACAGCUGGUCCCUGAAUGACGUAUCCAGCACGAUGAAUGAAAGCAAAGUCAAAGGGAGUGACAGCCAGGAUUCGGCACAGAGCGAGAUCCUGCAUAUGCGCGGGCAUCAGCAUCCGAAAUCCCAGCCAUUGACGCCACCAGGUUUGCGACACCGCUUACUGAAGAAAUUCCGACCUAAGCGUCCUUGGGAGGCAACGCAUGAUCAUAGGCAAGACUGUGCAGCAAAUCUGGCCGCUUCACUAGGCCCAGUAGAGCAAUUGCGACGCCGAGAUCGAGAAUCGACACAAAUAUACACAUCUUCGGAUGACGAGGACGCUGAUAGCCGCUCUGAAGCUGCCAAAAGAGGAAAGUCUUUGACUCGAGAAGAUCCGGCAUCUACUGCGAAUGCCAGCGAGAAAGCCUCGGGCGCAUGA
This is a messenger RNA of Beauveria bassiana ARSEF 2860, 624 nucleotides long. RefSeq lists its product as uncharacterized. Bases 1 to 624 code for a protein of 207 amino acids. The transcript is spliced from 2 exons. NCBI's taxonomy places the organism in Eukaryota, Fungi, Ascomycota, Sordariomycetes, Hypocreales, Cordycipitaceae. The record is from RefSeq and is a predicted model, not a curated record.